This is a messenger RNA of Momordica charantia (bitter melon), 1455 nucleotides long. RefSeq names its product Pentapeptide repeat-containing protein. The record is from RefSeq and is a predicted model, not a curated record. Lineage: Eukaryota; Viridiplantae; Streptophyta; Magnoliopsida; Cucurbitales; Cucurbitaceae.
UGAAAACAUGGGUGUCAAAUGAUGUUGGUAGAAUAAUGUUCCACGGAUCAACUUCAAACAAGCUUCCGAGGAGAAAUUGAUGUCCGGCCCACUGGGCCUGAAAUAAGGCCUAUGCUAACCCAAACGGCCCAUUACAAGUGGGCCUUAAGCCCUAAGACGGAAGUCAGGCCCACAAAGUAAGUCUGAUAGAAGGAAAUGAUGCCAAUGAUGCUGAAGGGCUUCACUAGCAAAAGCAGCCCAUAUUCAUAUUUUCAGACAAAAUAUCAGCCAUUGGUUGCCCAAGACCAAGAGCAAGCCAACACGAAUGCAAAUCCUGAAUAAACUGAUAAAUCACUUUAACCACUAAAAUUCUUCCUCUCCAAUCGUUUUCUUUCCCCUCUUCCUCUCUUAUCCAGAAAAACUUUCCUAAACUCUCUUCCAGCAGAAGGUCCCCCAAUUCCCACUCAUGGCACUUUCUUCUUUUUCCUCGCUAUCAGUCAAAUGCAUACCCAUUUCUUCUUCAUCUAAAUCAAAGCUUCCCAGUUCUCUGCAACCCAGAAAAACAAUUUCCAUAGUCUCUCACUCUCGACUAAACCCAGAAAAGACUCAAACUCAAGAUUGUUUGGAGAAGAAACACAUUGGUAAGAUUUCAGAGCCUAAGAGAUGGCAAAAGCUGGUAUCGACUGCUUUGGCUGCUGCUGCAGUCAUUAGUUUUAGCUCAGGCAUGCCUUCAAUUGCUGAACUCAACAAGUAUGAGGCUGAUACACGUGGUGAAUUUGGAAUUGGAUCUGCCGCUCAAUUUGGAUCUGCAGAUCUCAGGAAAGCAGUGCAUGUGAACGAAAAUUUCAGAAGAGCCAAUUUCACAUCUGCUGAUAUGAGGGAAUCAGAUUUCAGUGGUUGUACAUUCAAUGGCGCAUACCUUGAGAAAGCUGUUGCAUACAAAACAAAUUUCUCAGGCGCAGAUUUGAGUGACACAUUGAUGGAUCGAAUGGUUUUGAAUGAAGCAAAUUUGACCAAUGCGGUGCUGGUUCGAUCGGUGCUAACACGCAGUGAUCUAGGCGGGGCCAUUAUCGAAGGUGCCGACUUUAGCGACGCUGUCAUAGACCUUCCCCAGAAGCAGGCCCUUUGCAAGUAUGCAAGUGGGACGAAUCCGGUGACUGGGGUGAGCACGAGAGCAAGCCUAGGGUGCGGAAACAGCCGGAGAAACGCGUACGGAACGCCGUCGUCUCCGCUGCUGAGCGCACCGCCGCAGCAGCUGCUGGACCGCGACGGUUUCUGCGACCAAGGCACAGGUCUCUGUGAAGCCACUAAAUAAUUAAAAUCACAAUUAAUUCAUUAAUUAUUUAUUUGAAUCUCCCACAACUCACAACUCUCCAUCAAAUCUCUUUUGUACAAAUUAAUUAAAAUAACGCUUACGCUUCUACACUGCACCAAAUGUUUGAAUCGUCCAACAGCUACCGUUGGAACUUGUCAUCA